GGUAAAAAGAAGUGUAAUGCAAACACAUACGGUGCUGUUACCGAUAUUACGGAGACGUUCCCAUUACAACCAGGGCAAACAGCCGAAGGUCUUGUCGUAGCCGUUGAGCGUAGUGUGCAACAAUUUCUGGAUCAAGGUGACGCCGCCAUCCGAUCUUGUCCAUUGGCGCAUGGAACUGCAUUGGAAACUUUAACUGAUGCACUUGUGGACGUGAGGGACACAGGUCAGUCUAUGUUCUAUGCUGGACGUGAUUUUGUUCGGGACAGUUCUUCAUCACAACGCAGAGCAUCUGCAGUUCAUGCUGGAAAGACACUGCUGCAGGUUAUUUACUUGGUUUCAGGUUUUCUAUUAUGGUUGCAAAAUAAAUAUCUUGAUGGCUCGAGUUUAUUUAGAAGACGUAUUGCGGAUCUUCGUGAUCCAAACCAAAGGGAUGAUCUCUUAGCUUGCAAUGGACUUGUAAAGUCAAUUUGCCCUCUCUUCUUUGCUGCAGCCAAGGCCUUUCUACGCCAUCCGGAAGACGACGAAUCUCAGCAGAAUCGUGAUUACGCUCAUAGUGAAGCACUUGCGGCUCUGAAUGCGAUGGAUCGUAUUUUGAGAGGUGAAAAAGUGGACAUGUCGUUUACAUCCCAGGGUCGAUUAGGACAACUGAUUAGUGAACUCGAUCAGUUCCAAAACCGAGUUUAUCUAGAACCCGGUACCUAUAAAUCACAUAUUCACCGUCCUGAAUUAGAGGAGCUCCUCGAACGGAUAGUUAGUGGUUCAGCAGCUAUUGCUGACUCAGGUAAUACUCGGUCAGAUCGCAAGCAGAAGAUAGUUAACGAAUGCAACAAUCUCCGUCAAGCUCUACAAGAUCUUCUUGGAGAAUACGAGAAAAGUUGUGCUAGAGACAACAACGACGAUGUAGACUUGGCAAUGGUUCUUGUUGGACGAAAAGCUAAAGAUUUGCGGAGGCAUUUGCGGCGUGCGGUUGUUGACCACGUUAGUGAUGCUUUCUUGGACUUGAGCACUCCCUUGCUAAUCCUAAUUGAUGCAAAAUAUUGCGCUUGUAAAGAAGAAGUUCUGCGGAUGAGGAUCCGUUUCGAAUUUUAUGUUGCUCACUUAGUCUGUGAAAUGUCAUCUGACGUCGAAGGUGUCCGUAUUAUUCGGUUCACGGCAAAUCAGCUGAGGAACUUAGCACCCCAGUUAUGUAGUAAUAGCAGUUCAUUAUCUAAUAUUGAAAUUUUUGUGUUUCAGACACGUUUACUGACCAUGGCAAUUGAUUCUAUUAUGACACUAGAUGAUUUCCUCGCUGUGAGUGAGGCUCACAUUGUUGAGGAUGCUAUGACAGGGGACGGCGAUAUGCUUGAUCGAGCAUCAGGUGCCAUUCGUGGGAGGUCACUGCGUGUGUGUUCAGCAGUAGACGCUGAAAUAGAUGCAUUGCUCCCAAGCACUUAUACGGAAAGAGUGAAAUUGGCAACACGGAAGCUACGAGAUGAAAUUCAUACGUGUAUGACUAUUGUGCAGGCAACAUUAAAGAACCCAAUCAUGACCUUCAAGAUCCAUUAUGAUAACAGGGAUCGCGACUCGGAUGAAUUCAUCAACGCCUGCACGUUAGUUCACGAUGCGGUGAAGGAAAUACGCAAUGCGCUUCUAGUUAAUCGCCAUCCGGAAGACGUUGAUUCGGACAAUGAGUACGAAGAUGAUGGGCAAACAAAUGUUUACGACAAUGCCAGUCGGGCAUCAGAAGGCGAGAACCAACAAAGAAUUAUGAGACGCUUGCCCGAAGAGGAGAAGAAAAAGAUUCAGGAGCAGAUUGACGUGUUUAAAAUCACGCAGACGAAGUUUGAAAGAGAAGUCGCCAAGUGGGAUGAAAGUGGGAAUGACAUCAUUGUGCUUGCGAAGCAUAUGUGCAUGAUCAUGACGGAUAUGACCGACUUUACGAGGGGUCAUGGUCCAUUGAAAACAACAAUGGAUGUUAUUCGCGCCGCCCAAGAAAUAUCUGUGGAUGGUUCAAAGCUAAAUGCGUUGGCUAAGCAAAUCGGCGAUGAAAGUGUUGACUCGAAUACAAAAGCCGAUUUGUUCGCAUACCUAUCACGAAUCACAUUAUACUGUCAACAACUUAACAUCUGCAGCAAGGUAAAAGCCGACGUACAACAGAUCGGAAAUGAUGUCGUAGUGUCUGGUUUAGAAUCAGCCAUGUCUUUGAUUCAGACAGCAAGAAACUUACUCGGUGCUGUAGUUUUGACUGUCAAAGCAGCAUAUAUAGCCAGUACUAAAUUUCGUCGUCAUAAUUCGAAAGCACCGUACGUGCAAUGGCGCAUGGCGCCACCAAUGAAACAGCCGUUGGUUCCAGUGCAGAAGAAACACGGUGUGAUCCGGCGAGCAAGCGAACGGCGUCCUAUGGCGCCAGCUCGUGCUCUUGCCGAGUUCGUGCAGUGA
This is a messenger RNA of Angiostrongylus costaricensis, 2418 nucleotides long. Lineage: Eukaryota; Metazoa; Nematoda; Chromadorea; Rhabditida; Metastrongylidae. The record is from the annotation of a GenBank genome assembly.